GUGAGUCUCUCUGUCUGCGUCCGUCAGCUUCCUGGUUUAUUCCUGGAUUUCUGCUGGUGCAACAGUUGUUUUAUUGGGCAGUUAGUGGAUCAUUGUUCCUCGGAUUCACUAGACAUUCGUCUAAAUUCUAUCCAGAAAACUCCGUGUCUGUCGAUGCGUGUUGAUAUCCGCUCAUCUUGUGGCUCUUUAGCCUGAAGCUAACUGAAGAAGCCAAGGAAGCUGCGUCUGUAUCCGGAGCGAGAUCUCCAACAGCAGCUGAUGAUCGAAGGAGAAGAUACUUCAGAACAGCAGGAGUGCAGCUCCAGUAUGAGUCAAGAGGGACAAGAACAUCCUCUCAUUAAAGAAGAAAAAGAAGAGAUCCAGACCUUCCUCAUUGAUGUGAAGAGUGAAUAUGAUGAGGCUGGAACCAGCAGCUUUGAUCAACAACUGAAAACAGAAGAGGAAGAAAUUGAGAGUCAAGUCAACAGAACCACAGCCUCCCCCCUGUCUCUUGUGAAGAGUGAGGAUGAUGAACUUGGAAUCAGCAGCUUGACACAACAAGUGAAAACAGAAGCUGAUGGAGACAAGUGUGGAGGACCAAACCCAGCCAGCGACUUGGACACAUCUGUUCAUGCUGACCAGCAGAGGUCGCUGUGCUCUGAAUCUGACACUGACGACAGUGAAGACUGGGGAGAAACCAGUAACAAUCAUUCUGCUUCAAACUCUGUUGAGGAUCCAAACAUUUGUGGACAAAAAGGGGGAAAAAAGCCAUUUAAGUGCUCACAGUGCGGUAAAUGUUUCUCUGCUUCACUUAACCUGACUCGGCACAUGAGAAAACACACAGGAGAAAAAACUUCUACGUUCUCUCUGUGUGAUAAAUCUUUUUCGACAACAACUACACUGGGCAGUCACAUGAAUAUUCACGCUGAAGAAAAACGUCAUAGCUGCACUCACUGUGGUAAAUGUUUCAGAUAUCCAUCCGAUCUGAAAUAUCACACAAGAAUUCACACUGGAGAAAAGCCUUAUAGCUGCACUUGCUGUGGUAAAUGUUUUUCUCUGCAAAGCCAUUUGACAUGCCACAUGAGAAUUCACACAGGAGAAAAACCUUAUGGCUGCACUAACUGUGGUAAAUGUUUCAGAAAUACAUCCGACCUGAAAAAACACAUGACAAUUCACACAGGAGAAAACCCUUUCAGCUGCACUCAGUGUGGUAAAUUUUUCCGUGGUACAACAGAGCUGAAACGACACAUGAGGAUUCACACAGGAGAAAAACCGUAUAACUGCACUCAUUGUGGUAAAUGUUUUGCACAUCCCAGUGGCUUGACAAGUCACUUGAGAAUUCAUACUGGAGAAAAACCAUUCGGCUGCACUCAGUGUGGCAAAUGUUUUGUUCAGAAAGGUGCAUUGAAUAUUCACAUGAGAGUUCACACUGGAGAGAGACCAUAUAUCUGCUCUGAGUGUGGUUGUACUUUCAAAGACAAUGGGACCCUGAAGUCACAUAUGACAAAACACAUUGGAGAAAGACUUUCUAGGUGCACUCUAUGUGGUCAAUCUUUUAGUACAAAAAGUAUUUUGGCCACUCACAUGAAAAUUCACACUGGAGUAAAAUCUUUCAACUGCACUCACUGUGGUAAAUUUUUCAGACUCACAGCCGGUCUGAAACGACACAUGAGAAUUCACACAGGAGAAAAACCUUUCAACUGCACUCGCUGUGAUAAAUGUUUCCGAAGUAAAACUGAGCUGAAACAACACAUGAGGAUUCACACCGGAGAAAAACCUUAUUGCUGCACACAGUGUGGUAAAUGUUUUUCUCAGAAAGGUGUGUUGAAUAUUCACAUGAGAAUUCACACUGGAGAAAGACCUUAUAUCUGCUCUGAGUGUGGUAGUUCUUUUAAAGACAGUGGGACCCUGAAGUCACACAUGGUAGUUCACACUGGAGAAAAACCCUAUCUCUGCUCCCAUUGUGGGAAAUAUUUUACACAAAGAAAGAACUAUAUGGCCCACAUGAGGGUCUUUCAUCAAAUGGAAAAGUGAAGUCUUAAGCCUUUGGAUGCCAGAGGUUGUCAUAUCACUAUUUUAAGUAGCUGUACCAUGACUGUCAGAAAUGAGGGUACACUAUUAAAGAGAAGUUGGUGUCACCCAAAGUCGGGUGUGUAUGUUAUGACGUCAGUCGGGGAUGUCCAAUUCAAUAGCUUUUUCAGAUGUGUAUCUUAUUCAUUGGUUAUUCUUUUCUUCAUCUCUCAUGCAACGACAGUGAUGAUGGUGAGGCCCCAUCACUGAACACCAGGAAUAAAAGACACAGGAGGCAGACAAUGAGAUCUGGACGACAGAUGACUUGUGACGUGUAGUCAGAAGCUUGCUUCAUAGACGUGCUAAUAUGCUGCAGAUGUGCUGUUUUAUAGCGCCCUCUGCUGGAGGAGUCACUGUAGCUUCAUGAUGAAUCAAUCAGCCUGUGUGCACGUGUCAGUCCAGCACAUUGAUUCAAAGCAGCAAAAUGAGUUUAGUCUUCCUGGUCAUAUUUCCAUCUGUCACAUGCUCCUAAAUACUAGUGAUGGGUACAUGAGGCAUCAUAAAGCGUUUCGACACAAUGACACACUGUGCUGAUACUGUGUUGAUACUGUGUGACUGAAUACUGACACCUGCUGGACAUUAAAAAUCCCUGCAGGCAACCGACUCCAGAGACUGAACUGACACUGAUUUGAUGACCGAUUGUGUAUAAUAAUUGAUAAUGAUCAUCAUUUAAGUCUCUUCAUUCAUUAUUAUUCCAUUUCUUUAAAUAAUGUGAAGUAAUGUAUCAGAAUGUGAAAAACGUUUUUUUUAUUUAAAGAAAUCCAAUGUUUUUAAUUUUUUCUA
Synchiropus splendidus (mandarinfish) is the source of this 2832-nucleotide messenger RNA. Its product is annotated as gastrula zinc finger protein XlCGF57.1-like. Gene Ontology annotation, molecular function: RNA polymerase II cis-regulatory region sequence-specific DNA binding; DNA-binding transcription factor activity. The record is from RefSeq and is a predicted model, not a curated record. NCBI's taxonomy places the organism in Eukaryota, Metazoa, Chordata, Actinopteri, Syngnathiformes, Callionymidae. The coding region runs from base 259 to 2013 and encodes 584 amino acids. Gene Ontology annotation, biological process: regulation of transcription by RNA polymerase II. The transcript is spliced from 2 exons.